This is a messenger RNA of Rhagoletis pomonella (apple maggot), 486 nucleotides long. RefSeq names its product RYamide receptor. Lineage: Eukaryota; Metazoa; Arthropoda; Insecta; Diptera; Tephritidae. Gene Ontology annotation, cellular component: membrane. Gene Ontology annotation, biological process: neuropeptide signaling pathway. The record is from RefSeq and is a predicted model, not a curated record. Gene Ontology annotation, molecular function: neuropeptide Y receptor activity.
AUGAUUAAGAUGAUGGUCACAGUUGUUAUUGUAUUCACCAUAUGUUGGCUGCCUUUCAAUGUGCUUGUGCUUCUACUCAACGACGAUGACUUCAACAUGUGGGACCCAUUGCCCUACUUUUGGUUUGCUUUCCAUUGGCUAGCCAUGUCGCACAGCUGCUACAAUCCCAUCAUUUAUUGCUACAUGAAUGCUCGCUUUCGUGGUGGAUUCCUGCAGAUUAUUUAUCGUGUGCCAGGUUUGCGUCGAUGUUGUUGCCUGCGCCGUUAUUUGCAUAAUCGUGGCGAUCGAAAUUAUGAUGCUACCGGCACGGACGAUGCAUUCCACUUGCAGCGGGUGAACACCUCAACCACAUACAUCAGCACACGAAGAAAACUCCGAGCGAAUUCCAUGCAAAUGGUAGGUAGCGAUUGUGCAAGUAUGCAAGUUCGCAGGAAAAUGUCCAAUAGAGAGAAAAACUUAAUAUUGUUUAUACGUAUAAAUGCUUAA